Molecule: messenger RNA, 1305 nt
Organism: Labrus mixtus (cuckoo wrasse)
Lineage: Eukaryota; Metazoa; Chordata; Actinopteri; Labriformes; Labridae
Product: foot protein 1 variant 1-like
Exons: 2
Coding region: 1-519 (172 amino acids)
Source: RefSeq, a predicted model, not a curated record
AUGACAGGGCGCUGUCUGCUCCAUAUUCCUGUUCCAGCAGAGCGCUGUCUGCCCCCUGUUCCGGCAGAGCGCCGUCUGACUCCUGUGUCUGCGCGGGAGGUUCUGCCCACUCCCCUGUCUCUGUGGGAGGCCCUGCCCACUCCUAUGACUCCUGUGUCUCUGUGGGAGGUUCUGCCCACUCCUGUUUCCUGGUUGGAGGUUCUGCCCACUCUCGUGUCUCCUUGGGAGGCCCCGCCCACUCCCGUUUCUCUGUGGGAAGCGAAGCCAACUCCUGUUUCCUCGUUGGAGGUCCUGCCCACUUCUGUGUCUUCGUCAGAGGCCCUGCUGACUCCUGCGCCCUCGUCAGAGGCCCUGCCGAUUCCCUCGUCGGAGGUCCUGCCGACUCCUGCGCCCUCAUCGGCGGUUCUGCUGACUCCGCCCACUACCGUGUCUUCAUGGGAGGCUCGGCCUCUCACUGGUCCCCUGUCGUCUGGUCGGCCUCCAGGCCGCCCUCCUGAUCUGUCGUUUGUUGAAUGUUAGUUGUCAGUCUGCUAGUGUCUCCUUGUUUUUUCGUUUUGGAUUUUGAUAGCAAGUUUUUGUUUGCCUUUUUUGAUUAUUAAAUACUUUUAGUUUAUUCUGCACUUGGGUCCACCUCUCCUUGUUUUCCAACCAUUCAUGACAACAUGUUUUGUCACCAUGACAACAAAAAUACAACGGGGCCAUUUUUUUUGUUUUAAAAAACAAAAAUUACAGGCAAAUUUCAUUACUGAAACGUUGCGAACGUAUCUGUGAAAUAUAGAAAGUGCUGUCUCUCUCUUUCACGUGCCAGCUUUUGAUUAAAAAAUGUGACUGAAGAUCUGAAGAGUUUUUUAAAGCAUAUACCUACUGAUCAAUAAGAUAACAGAGAGCGUAUCGAUUUCUAAAAUGUAGUAUCGAACAGUUUCACAGUAAACAGACCUUAGAUCCACAUCGGUUAAUAUCUGCAAAUGACUGGUUGUAGUUCCAUUCAGUUUUUCACAAAAAGUAAUGCUCGGGUUGAAGUUACUAAGUCAUUAUAAACACAAUAAAACAUUUAAUGAUCGAUAGUAUCAAAAAGUACAGAAGUUUAAAAAAAACUACAGAUCUUCAGUCAUAUUUUUUACCAAAAGCUGCCGUGAGGGAGAGAGAGAGAGAGAGCUGCUGUGGGUCAAUCAAAUUCACAGGUUGGUCAAUACCGACGUUUCUAGAGUACUUUACAGUUACUACAGUUACGUGAUGUCUCUUACAAACAGACUGAGAGCAGAGGAGGUGACGGCAGAGGUCACUCUGUCAUAUUUGCACAAAUAC